This is a messenger RNA of Lichtheimia ornata, 1209 nucleotides long. RefSeq lists its product as uncharacterized. Bases 1 to 1209 code for a protein of 402 amino acids. Lineage: Eukaryota; Fungi; Mucoromycota; Mucoromycetes; Mucorales; Lichtheimiaceae. The transcript has a single exon. The record is from RefSeq and is a predicted model, not a curated record.
AUGGCAUCUGAAACACACAUUGCAGAUUCCCUGUUCGAACAUGAUGCCUUCGCUGCUGAACAAACGUUAGAAGAUGAACUGCUCGAUAAGAGUUAUUUUAUGGAAGCACCUUUGGGUUCAUCUCUUGCUGCUGAAUUACAUUCUGCUACCAAUGGACCACCUCUUUCUCCUCCACCAUCUACCGGCCAUAGUCAAAGCAACAGCAAGCUAGCAUCGAUGGCCAUGAAUAGAAGCUUGUCGAGUUCACUUUGCGACGUUCCUUCCUAUUGCAAGCCUAUCCAACCUUCCAUGGUCGACCUGCAAAAGUUGGUCGGAGUGGACGACGAUCCUGUCACCCGACUCCCCCGAGGUAUGGAUCCAGCCUUUGCAGAACAAACGAGUCCUAUCGCGUCUCCUCUUCAACAAUGGUCUUCUGCUAUGAGUACUUCCACAAGUGCAUAUGGUCGUAGUCGUCGCUCCUCUUUUUCUUCUACUUGGUCUUCCUUGGAUGCUGAAGAUGAUGAUCCCUUCGAACUGCUAAGACGACAAUUGGAAGAGCUCAACACCGCCGUUUGGGAAACGAAGACUUUACACAAGCGCUUGCUCAACAUGUUGCAAGCUGAUGAUAUGCGACAAAAGAGUCACCAUAGCAACAAUUCUUUUGCUCCACCUUUGGAACUGGUUAUUACAUCCGUGGCCAAUCUCGUGGAAAAUCGCUCGAGGGAUCGUGAACGACAAACCAGCUACUUGCGUAAUGUCGACAGCUCUAUAAGAAAGGAUCUCAUUUGGAUGAACGCUGAUACCAUACGCGAAUUGGAAGGCUUAUUUUCUUCUGUGAAAGCAACCUUGCAUGAUCAAACCUACUUGUAUGAAAAUCCACUUCCAGCCAUUCGCAAGCUGAAUAUUGAAACGACUUCAAUGGCCGAGUCUCUCGAAGAACUCAAGGAAAUCAUGUACGUCAGCAAGAGACAAGUACAAGAACUUAGCUUGCGAUUGAGAUCGAUUGCCAAGACCGUACAUGAGGUGCGUAAAGACAUCCGACGGAUAAACAAGUUCUUGGAAGAGAAGGAUGAUGAUGAUGCAGUUGUCCUCGAAAAAGGUGAAGUGGAGGAACGAGUCAAGGAAAUCAUGUGGGGUCUUGAUGACUUGGAUGAAAAGAGCUCCCAUCAGCUACGUCAAAUGCAAAUGUUCUGGGAAAGUAGCCUUGAUACUACCACCUCGUCAUUCUAA